This is a messenger RNA of Monopterus albus (swamp eel), 2548 nucleotides long. RefSeq names its product pentatricopeptide repeat domain 1 (gene ptcd1). Gene Ontology annotation, molecular function: tRNA binding; protein binding. Gene Ontology annotation, cellular component: mitochondrial matrix. The record is from RefSeq and is a predicted model, not a curated record. The transcript has 8 exons. Bases 169 to 2328 code for a protein of 719 amino acids. Lineage: Eukaryota; Metazoa; Chordata; Actinopteri; Synbranchiformes; Synbranchidae. Gene Ontology annotation, biological process: tRNA 3'-end processing.
AGGUCUUGCUAGGUUUGUGUCAUUGAAGCAUCAUGGCGCACAGCAUGCUCGAAUAUACGUAGCUACAUUCACUAGUUAACUACCAGUGUAAUAAGUUGGAUCGUUCUUUUAGGUUUCUACGCUCGACAUGAUUAGUUAGUUUGUAGUUAGUUAGAUAAAACAGUUAAAAUGUUAACGUCCCUCGUCUGCUCGUGCGUGCGAAACUGGAGAAAAAAUUUGGUCCCUGUUGCUAAGUUGCCGGUCUUGUCAACCCCCAGAACCCUGAAUCUUACUAGGGUACAGGAUUUGUCACACCGGUCAUCCAGGUUCCUCACACCGACACCCUGGCAGCUGCCUCGGGUACCAACGAUCAGCUCGGUAUCCCAGUCAGCUGUUUUCCGUGCGGAUGUGAACCCUCCGAGCUCUUCCUCAGCCCCAGAAGAAUGGGAGAAUUUCGGCUCCCUUUCCACUGACAUGUCUUCCAGGACGUCGUUCAGGAAAAGCAGUCCUGACACCCAGGACCUGCGACACCGAGAGGACGACGCCAGUGAGGAAGAAGACGCGGCAAACACCCUUUGGAGACCCCGGAAAAGAAACACACCGUACUGGUACUUCUUACAGUGCAAGAAGUUGAUCAAAAACAACAAGCUUCAAGAGGCGUUGGAUUUGUUCAGCAGAGACAUGCUGCAGGGGGAAAGGCUACAGCCGGAGGAGUACAAUUACACAAUCCUGAUAGGAGGCUGUGGUCGAGCCGGACAACUCAAAAAAGCCUUCAGACUCUUCAAUGAUAUGAAGAAGCGAGGUCUGACUCCUAUAGAUGCAACAUACACUGCGCUGUUCAACGCCUGCGCUGAGUCGCCUUCAAAACAAGCUGGUCUUCAACAAGCACUGAAGUUGGAACAAGAACUCCAUCGCAAAAACUACCCCCUCAGCACCAUCACAUACCACGCUCUUCUCAAGACACACGCCAUGACCAACCACCUCCAAGCCUGUAUCCACACUUUCAGGGAGAUGCUACAGAAUGGACAUGUUGCAACUCAGGAGAUGUUUCAUUACCUGCUGAUGGGCUGUUUGAAGGACAAAGCCACAGGAUUCAGAAUGGCUCUUCAGGUUUGGCGCCAGAUGCUGAAAUCAGGGAUUCUUCCAGACGUAAAAAACUAUAACCUGCUCUUGCGAACUGCAAGGGACUGUGGGACUGGUGACCCUGCCCUAGCCACCAGAGUUCUGCUGAGGCCUGAGUGCGAGAGCCAGGAAGCGGGAGAACGUGUGUCAAAUGUUAAGUCAGAGUCCGGAUGCAAGGAUAUAAUAAAUAUUGACCUUCUAGAGAGGCAGUUGUUUAUCCAACCUGAGCCACACAGAGACAAUGCAGACCUAGACACUGAGUUCUUCAGUAGACAAGAAUCAACCCAUUUGGUACCAGUUAGAAAAACAGAAAGCCUCUCACUGCCUGUUGAUUUAGCAAUUAAUUCUACAGCCCCUAACUUGCUGGACCUUUUUGAGGGUAGAAAUAGUGCUGUGGUCUCCCUCGGCACUGUGGAUGGACCAUCUGAUAGGCUCGCCCUGAUUGGAGGAGCUGAAGGUUUCCUGGAGAAGAUGGUGUCUAACGGGCUUCGUCCAGACCUCAGAACUCUGACCCUGUUGGCAGACACAAUGGAGCCAAGCUACCAGUCUCUGCAGCUGUUGUUAAAAGUUGCCAAGCAGAAUCAAGUGAAGCUUGACGUCGCUUUCUUUAAUUCUGUGAUUCGCAGAGCAGCCAGAGCUGGUGAUCUGGAUGGGGCCAAGGCUGUGUUGAGCGUGAUGCCACAACAUCAUGUAAGCAUGGAUGUACAGACAUUUGGAAGCCUCGCAUUAGGCUGUGAGCGACAGAAAGACGGUCUGCAGCUGCUAAAAGACAUGGAGGAGGUGGGACUUAGGCCUAAUGUCCAGGUGUUCUCAGCUCUUAUCGGCCGAGCCAGUCGGAGACUGGAUUACAUUUACCUGAAAACAAUCCUCAAAAGCAUGAGGGAUAUGGGAGUGUGGCCUAAUGAGAUUAUCAUCAGACAGCUGGAGUUUGCUGCUCAGUACCCACCCAACUAUAACCAGUACAAGUCUAGAAACAACUACCUGGUCCACAUUGAUGGUUUCCGUGGUUACUAUCAGGAGUGGCUGAGUAAGAUGCCUGCUCAGAGCGCUGAGGAUGAACAGGCAGGGCUGCAGCUUCAAGCGGUUGCUGCAGUGCUGAACACAGAAGCUGCAGACGGGCCGACGGAGGCCCAGAUGAACCAGAGAGCAGCAGCAGCAGCGAGGAGAUAUUCACAUAGGAAAGGCAAGACGAGCAGCACUGCAUCAGCUCUGUAUCAGAAGUCCUGAAAAUCUCAGAUUCAUCUCCUUAAUCCACUGCUUGUGUGUUUCCAUUCAGCUGUGGAAAACUGGAUUGACUUUGGGUCAAAGUAAUGCUUUGUAACAUGGACCUUCUGUCAGAUAACCUCCUGCAUUUUCAUUUUAAAAAAGAUCAAUGCUGUUGUCCUUUACAUUGCAAUUAAAGAAAAUUCCAAGUUUCAAUACAGGAUUCUUGAGAAAUGAAAUCUCA